AUGAUUUGGGGAGCGAGCAGCUUGUUGGUGUGCUUCAUUCCGCUUUUAUCCGUCUCUGCGAUACCAGUAAACACCGAAGCAGACAAUGCUCUUGCGAUCACACGGUCUGCACAAGCAGCCAAGGCACCAGCUCUCCGCAUCCAUGCUAUCGGAGCCUCGAUCGUGUAUGGCCAAGGCUCGGCGUAUGGAAAUGGGUUUCGGCGAGCGAUGAGGAGCGCGUUAGUGGCAGAGGGGAGGCAGGUGAAUAUGAUUGGUAGCAAAAAAUGCGGCCAAAUGGGCGACAACGAAUGCGACGGCUUCCCCGGUCUAAGGAUUAGCCAGGUCCAGAACCAGACGGGGCUGAAAACAGCAUUGAAGCAGAAGCCAAAUGUAGUCCUUGUGCUUGCAGGGACAAAUGACGCGCUGCAGGGCCAUGAUCCGAACGCUAUGGCAAAUGACAUGUACAACUUCAUCAGUUACAUCCUCAGCAUCGCGACUAACGCCGUCGUCGUUGUCUCCACGCUUCCGCCAAACGGUAACAAGAAAGCGGAAGCUGUGAUCAAGGGGUAUAACACGCUUCUUGCGGAUGUUGUUGAGAUACUGCGAGGUGACCUGAAGAAGCCUGUUUUCAUGGUUGAUAAUCAUAGCUCUUGGUGGAGUAUGGCCGACAUGCAAUCUGAUGGCACCCACCCCAACGACAAUGGCUACGUGAAGAUGGCGCGCGUUUUCUACGAUGGGAUUCACACCGUUGCACCCUGGACCACGACGCCGGCGCAGUCGAGUUUACCGGCGAUGGGGCCGAGUGAUCCGAAGAGUAUUGGGCCGGCGCCUGUGUUGCCGCAGCAGCCAAAGGCAUGA
Mytilinidion resinicola is the source of this 837-nucleotide messenger RNA. RefSeq names its product SGNH hydrolase. Bases 1 to 837 code for a protein of 278 amino acids. The transcript is spliced from 5 exons. Lineage: Eukaryota; Fungi; Ascomycota; Dothideomycetes; Mytilinidiales; Mytilinidiaceae. The record is from RefSeq and is a predicted model, not a curated record. Gene Ontology annotation, molecular function: phosphatidylcholine lysophospholipase A1 activity.